This is a messenger RNA of Dendrobium catenatum, 753 nucleotides long. RefSeq lists its product as uncharacterized. Lineage: Eukaryota; Viridiplantae; Streptophyta; Magnoliopsida; Asparagales; Orchidaceae. The record is from RefSeq and is a predicted model, not a curated record. The coding region runs from base 1 to 753 and encodes 250 amino acids. The transcript has a single exon.
AUGCACAUCCAACAAGCCUCUGAUGCGCUUUUAUGCCAAGUCUUCACAGCUACCCUCAAAGGGCAAGCUCGAACAUGGUUCUAUUCACUCCCCGCCGGAUCUAUCCGAAUGUUCGUCAAAUUAGCCAAAAUAUUUGUCGAACAUUUUGUUGCAAAUCGGAGGAUGGUCAAAGACUCUUCCCACCUCUCAGAAAUUCGCCAAAAUGAAAAUGAGUCCCUCAAGGAGUACUUUCAAAGAUUUUCUACAGAAGCCCAGCAAAUUCCAGGGGUAGAUCCCGAGUUACUUAGAGGCGUAUUCCUCGGAGGGCUUCGUCCUGGACCAUUCUACUCAGCACUCAUGCGAGAUACGGUCCAUUCAUAUGCGGAUCUGAUCCAUCGUGUAGAAGCCCAAAUCUCUGCCGACGAAGUCAUUAACGCUCAUAGGAAACAGUUUGAACAAACAACCGGGAAGCAAAAAAGUACACCAGGAAUGGAAAAUCCAUCCUCACAACGGAAGAAGCAGUGGAAUAAUAAUCUUCCCCCUCGGCCCUCUCAGCCACGACGAGAGCGUCGCCAAGAGAAGGAGUACACACUGCUUAAUGUAUCCAAAGCAAAUGUGUUGAUGGCCAUCCGAGACCAGGAGAGCGUAAAGUGGCCACAACCUUUGAAGCCCAAUGUCAGAAAUCAGGAGCAAUAUUGCCACUUCCAUCGGAGCCGUGGGCAUACUACCGAAGCAUGUAGACAGCUCAAGGAAGAAAUCGAAAGACUGAUCUGA